Messenger RNA from Rhinolophus ferrumequinum (greater horseshoe bat), 2371 nucleotides. It is a transcript of the gene HGH1, whose product is annotated as HGH1 homolog. NCBI's taxonomy places the organism in Eukaryota, Metazoa, Chordata, Mammalia, Chiroptera, Rhinolophidae. The transcript has 7 exons. Bases 74 to 1480 code for a protein of 468 amino acids. The record is from RefSeq and is a predicted model, not a curated record.
GGCCGCGCGGGGCGGAGCGCGCGGACUGGCGCUGAGCUGCCCCGGUCCGGGUGAUCUCGAAGGGCCGGUCGGCAUGCGGGAGGCCGCGGCGUACGCGGGAGCGUCGGCUGGUGGCGUCGGCCCCGCAGGGUCGCUCAUUUCGGAGGCGGAGGCGGAGGCGGAGGCGGCGAAGCUGCUGCCCUUCCUGACGCCGGGGGCGCGGGCCGACCUGCAGGCGGCGGCCGCGCGGCACGUGCUGGCUCUGACGGGUUCGGGGCCCGGACGCGCGUUACUGACCGGCCAGGCGGCGCUGCUGCGGGCGCUGGUCGAGUUGGCGGCGGCCCCGGCCUCAGCCCCGGCCCGCGACGCCGCCCGCGCCCUCGUCAACCUGACCGCCGACCCCUGCCUGCACGAUCCGCUGCUGGCGGCGGAGCCCGGGCUCCCAGCCCGCCUGCUGAACCGUGCGUUGGACCCACAGUGUCCCUGGGCCGAGGAGGCGGCCGCCGUGCUGGCCAACCUCAGCCGCGAGCCUGGGCCGUGUGCGGUGCUGAUGGAGGCGCUGGGGGCCGCCGAGCCUGGGGAAUCCGGCCUGGAGCGGCUGGUGCAAGCGCUAUGCACUCCCGGUUACAACGCCCGCGCGCCUCUGCAUUACCUGGGGCCUGUGCUCUCCAACCUCAGCCAACGUCCCGGGGCGCGCGCCUUCCUGCUGGACCCCAACAGGUGCGUGAUCCAGCGGCUGCUGCCCCUGACCCAAUACCCAGACUCCACGGUGCGCAGGGGCGGGGUGGUGGGGACGCUGCGAAACUGCUGCUUCGAGCACCGACACCACGAAUGGUUGCUCGGUCCCGAGGUAGACAUUCUCCCCUUCUUGCUGCUGCCCCUGGCGGGGCCUGAGGACUUCUCUGAGGAGGAGAUGGAGCGGCUGCCGGUGGACCUGCAGUACCUGCCGCCAGACAAGCAGCGGGAGCCUGACGCUGCCAUCCGCAAGAUGCUCAUGGAGACCAUCAUGCUGCUGACAGCCACGGCACUUGGUCGGCAGCAAGUGAGGGACCAGGGAGCCUACCUGAUCCUGCGUGAACUACACAGCUGGGAGCCAGAGCCCCAUGUGCGGGUGACUUGUGAGAAACUCAUACAGGUGCUUAUUGGGGAUGAGCCGGAGCACGGCAUGGAGAAUCUGCUGGAGGUGCGGGUGCCUGAGGACGUUGAGCGGAAGCUGCAGCAGCUGGACCUCCAGGAGCAGGAGCAGUCUGCCUGGAGGCCGCUGGGUCCCCUUGCUCAGAGGCUGGACGCUGCUGAGAAGCAGAGCUACACUUACGCUCCAUCCAGGUCCAUGCUGAGGAUUCUAGAGGAAAUGCCUUGUAAACUUUGGAGGGUUGUGGGUACUCCUGUGCCCUGUUGCUUCCAGCAGGAAUGCAGCUUGCUCAGAGGGCACUGUUCAGCCAGAGCUGGCCGGGCCCUGUGGGUCUCAGGUUCCUCCAGGGGAUGGCCCGUGGAGCCAUGAGCCUGAGCCUGCUCCCACGCAUGGUGGUGGGGCUGGGUAGAAGCACUGCAAGCCUGAGAGGCCAGCUGGAGUUCUCCGGUCCGAGGGGUGGUACUGGGUCCAGUCCUAGGUGAGCACCCAGGUGUAAGCAGUGCCCUUUGCUGCAGUCCUUCCUCAGGUCCCUCCAUCCUGGGUCUCAGCUUGUCCUGCUUGAGCUCCAGCCUCAAUGGGCUGACCUCUUGAGACUUUAGACCACCCCCAGCUUGUCUUGGGGUCUCCGAGGGCUGCACCCCUGCCCUGUGCUUGGAGUACUUGCUGGGUGCUGCCUCCUUUUCAUCCUCUCCAUCUUCCCACUUGAGCUGUGCCCAGCUCUGUCCUCAGCCCCUUGCCAGCUUAAGUUUCCUCUCAGUCCUGGACUGACCUGAUGGCCCCCUGCCGUGCACACUAGCAAGGCCCCCUCCCUGGUCAAUUUCCAUGAGCCUCACACCCCAGAGCCACUCACCUGCCCACGUGGAACUUCCCUGCUGUGCCUGCAGCCCUGCCCUUUGCCUCAGCCGCCGUCUUCCCCUGGGAGCCUGCUGUGGGCCGAGAACCUGGUUCUCUUUGCAGUUCUGUAGCUGCCAAGCCAAGUUCCAUAGGCUAUCACUGGCAGGUUGUCAGUGUGGCCCUCACCCCACUGUGUUCCCUUCCUGGGCCUGCCGUCUUUUGCACAGGGCCCUUGCACCCUGGUGCUACAGUGCAGCUUGGCUCCCAGGAGAUCCCAGAACCCUCGUCCACGUGUCCUCAGUCCUAGGACUGCCUCCAGGGCCACAGGGCCACUCUGCUUGUGCUGUCCCGAGUAUGUGGGGAGCUUCAUGGGUGCGAGCUCUCCCUCCGUGGCCCCUGUGUUCCUCCCCCCAAUUAAAGCUCUGG